This is a messenger RNA of Tetranychus urticae (two-spotted spider mite), 2267 nucleotides long. RefSeq lists its product as uncharacterized. The record is from RefSeq and is a predicted model, not a curated record. NCBI's taxonomy places the organism in Eukaryota, Metazoa, Arthropoda, Arachnida, Trombidiformes, Tetranychidae.
GGUUAAAAAUGCAAGUAUUACCUAAUGGUCAAAUGAAUCAUUGAAUUGUCCAACACGUGUAAAGUACCAUCGAUUUGGGACGUUUUUGAUAUUUUGUCUGAUCUUUCUAACGGCUUUAUUUUUAAUUUAUUGAUCAAAAAGGUAUUGAACUGCAUUGAAUUUCUGUUAGAUAUUGCAUAAAAAACUUGAAUUUUGAUUGUUCGAAUAACCUUUUCCCUUUUAUAAAUUAUUUAACAACGAAAGCAGCAAAUAAGCGUGGAGAUGAAAUAGAGUGAGAAAUAGUGAGAGUGACUUUAUCCCGCCAAACAACAGUAUCACAACACAUUCUUUCACAUAAUACUGUAUUUACUUCUUCUGUUUCCAUCUCUCUGUUGGCUGAAAUCCAAGUCUUGUUUUUGAUUCUUCAACAGUUUUUGUCAUCAUCCAUCCUGCUGUUCCCUGUUGCUUUAUAUUGGAUCUGAAUAUUGUUUCUGCCUGUCUGCUUCAUCAAUUGUUGUCACAAUAAUUACAUCAAUUAGACAGACCUGUCAGGAUCACUGUUAAAGUGAAGAACUGAUUCUAUCAAUUUUUUUGUUGCUUUACUUGAACACAACUUACAUUCUUCUGAUUAUUAUUUUUGCAUCUCAUUCGAUUUCACAUGAAGUUUGUUAAGUAUACAUCGAUUGGACUUAUUAUUGGUUUUGGAGGCUAUGCUUGUUACCGGCUGAUUGUUAAACAGCGACCAAAUAAAAAUGUUAAACUUGUACCUAAAACUAAACCUCCGCCAUUUUCAUCUGAACCAGUUGCUGAGAAAGAUUUGCAGACAAAUACAAUGAAUUCAUCGUCAACAUUGUUACUGAAGCAAGACAAGAAAACAGACAUGUCUUCCUCAGAUAUAUCUAAAGAAAUUUUUCAGCCACUUGAUUCGGAACAGCUACCACCAAAAGAAGAAUUACAAAGACGGCUUGGUGAAAACUCCAAACCCGGUGAAAACUCCAAACCCGGUGAAAACUCCAAACCCGAUGAAGACACUAAACACGAUGAAGACACUAAACCCGGUGAAGAAACUAAAUCCGAUGAAGACUCCAACCCCGGUGAAGACUCCAAACCCAAUGAAGACAUUAAACCUGGUGAAGACUCCAAACUCCAUGAAGACUCCAAACCCGGUGAAGACUCCAAACCCAAUGAAGACAUUAAACCCGAUGAAGACACUAAACCCGGUGAAGAAACUAAAUCCGAUGAAGACUCCAAACUCGAUGAAGACUCCAAACCCGAAAAAGAAUCUAAAACUGAUGAAGACUCUUAUCCCACUGAAAACUUUAAACCUGAUGAAUUGGACACAAAUCAAGCAAAUGGAAAAAUUGAAAAUAAAACAAUAGAUGAAACUAAUGAGGAAACUGAGCCGCAAGUUGUUUUGAGCCCGGCUUCAGAUAAAUCCUAUCAGAUAAAUCAAGAUGCCACUAUAAACUCUACUUCUGAUCUUGAUGCAUCGAUUUCCAUUGAUAAUAAGAAGAAUAGUAUAAAGGAAACAUCCAUGCUCUCUAAUGAUUCGCCUAGUACUACAAAUUGUAGUUUAGACGUUUGUCCGUCCACACCUUGCUCAUCUCCAUUGGAUGUCUCUGAGUUAGAAGGAGAAACAACUACAGGAUCAGUAGAUAAUUACUUAACUCAACGUUCCUUUUCAAUGACCUCUCAGUCUAGCGUGAUUGGAGAAGGUAUGGUUGCUAAGUUGGAGCAACUCUUGCAUCAAGCUGGAAACCUAGCAGAAUCUGUAGGCGAAAUGAAUGCUGAUGUUGCGACACUGCGUAGAAUUGAACCUAAACUGUUAUCAAUUGCAGGAGACAGUAUUUCAUUGGGAGAAGAAACCAAUUGUGAUUCAAUGAUUAUUAAUGGUAAAGAUGAAACCUCACAAACACCAAGCCUUGAGUGGGACUCUAAUGGGAUUAAUCUAGUAUCGGAACCUGACUCCAACUACUCAACCAUCAAAGAAGAAGACGAAUCCCUGUUGAAUGAAUCCUUGUUAGGCGAUAUCUCAUUGAGUGAUAAAAGUGGAUUGCUCUCUCCAAUUAGCUCUGCUUCUCUGAAUUCGAGUAUUGAACCGUCUUUUUUAAAAUCUACACUUGGGGAUAUAACAGGUCAAUCAGAUUCAUUAGAACAUAAUGAGAAAGAAAUUAUUUCUUUAAAUUUUUCUACUUCCGAUGCCAAUGAAAAUUUCAAUGAGUCAAAGUCAAUUGCUCAGUCAAAUGGUUCGUUAUCUGUUGACAAAUAAACUCUAUUUUGCCCGUUUA